This is a messenger RNA of Drosophila sulfurigaster albostrigata, 877 nucleotides long. RefSeq lists its product as uncharacterized. The record is from RefSeq and is a predicted model, not a curated record. The coding region runs from base 54 to 800 and encodes 248 amino acids. NCBI's taxonomy places the organism in Eukaryota, Metazoa, Arthropoda, Insecta, Diptera, Drosophilidae. The transcript has 2 exons.
AGUAUAUAUGUCGAUUCAUCAACGAUGCGAACUGCAAAAGAAACUGGAACAUUAUGACGAUCACAAUUGGAAUAUGGAGCGUACUCGGAAUAUUGGUUGCAUUGACAGAUGGCCAAAUCAUCUCAUCCACCAGCACCACUGAAAGCCAGACGGAAACAGAAACCACCGAGUAUGGACCCAUUAGUAUGGUUGUUGAUCAGCUCGCCGGAAUGUCUGUUGAUUUCAGUGAUCAAUCCUCAGCGCAGUUGCAGGCAAAUAUAGAUCGUGCCUUGGUUGCUCUCACGGGUAACAUUGAGACAAUGUCCAUCUCUGCUAUGAAUCAAAUGGAUAAAACCAUCGACCAGACCAGUCAGUUUCUAAUGGAUCAUGUAGACUGCAAUCCUGCCUGGAAUCUACAGCAAUUCACUGCGAAUGUAACACGUCAGCUAAGCGAUUGUAGCCUCAAUAUGGGAAGACUUGCCGAAUCCUUGCGUGCCGAUAGCCAGCAAGUGAUGGAGGCUGUCCAGAGCUUCAUCCAGCAAAUGUCCCAGUUGCCGUUGAUGUGCAGCCAACAACAGCAAUCGGUGAGCCUGGCACUGGGACCUCUUGGUGUGGGUUUCGACAACAGCAACAAUUGCUUCAUGGAUGGCAUCACUAGCAUCAACCAAGGCCUGGCCAAGGCGAUGCACAAUGCCUCGCUGUUCCUGGUGCACACACGCAGAUUGUCGCAGGAGCAAACGGCGCAGUCGCAGCAGUGCAGCGAUGACGUUGUUGCCCAGACUCUGGUGUAUCUCAGCGCUCUGCGCGCCAAUUGCAGCUAAGUCGAUUGUCAAAUUCUACUCGUAGCAUACGCAAAUGACAAAAAAAAAAAAAUUAAAUAAAAAGAAAGGACAAUUUA